GUAUCUCCAGUCUAGUUCAUGGAAGAGGGCGUGGCCGAACCGGGACAGCAUCAUUCUGUGAUGGCUUUCAUGUGACCAAUCACAGCAAGAUGUUCCCACAUCUCAUGAACAUCGUACUUAUGUACUAGAGACCAGAACAUCGCCGAAACGAACGCAUCCGUUAAAAGAUCGGACUGAAAUCGGAGACCGAUCGACACCAUCAGCCUCAUAUUUGUCAACAGAGAUGAUGCGCUGGAUGUGAGUUGGCCACGCCCUCGAUGCGCAGCACUGACUCACUGUGACGGACAUCCAUUGACCAUUAUCAGACAACAACACGACAUCAGACAUGGGCGAAUCAGAGACGCGUCAGCGCUUGCUGCGCAACGUGAAGAAGGAGGUGAAACAGAUCAUGGAAGAGGCCGUGACCCGCAAGUUUGUGCAUGAGGACAGCAGUCACAUAUUUUCUUUCUGCGGUGUUGUGGAAGCCUGCGUGCUUCACGGACUAAAGCGGCGAGCCGCGGGGUUCCUGCGCAGUAACAAGCUGGCAUCUCUUUUCAUGAAGGUGGGGAAGAUGUUUCCUCCGGCUGAGGAACUCUGCAGAAAGGUCCAUGAGUUGGAACAGAUUAUCGAGAACAAACAAAACCAAGGUCAGAUGAGUCAGGAGAGUGUCAGAAAACAGUCCGGAUCGCCCAACCUGUCCCCUCUGGCUAUCAAACACCUUUGGAUUCGCACAGCGCUCACGGAAAAAGUGCUGGAUAAAAUCUUCCUUUACCUGGUGGAGAACAGCAGCAAAUUCUACGAAAGAGAGGCUCUGUUGAGAGACCCAGUCGAUGGUCCAAUUCUUGCAUCUUUGCUCGUUGGUCCCUGCGCUUUGGAGUACACAAAAGCAAAGACAGCCAAUCACUUCUGGACAGAUCCGUCGGCCGAUGAGUUGGUGCAAAGGCAUCGCAUUCACAGCGGUCACUGCCGACAGGACUCGCCCACUAAACGCCCAGCUCUCAUCCAGAAGAGGCAGUCGAGUGGCAGUAUGGAUGACAGACCUUCUCUUUGGGCUCGGGAUUAUGUCGAAUCUCUUCAUCAGAAUUCCAGAGCGACGCUGCUUUUUGGGAAGAAUAAUGUCCUGGUGCAGCCGACGGAUGAUAUGGAAUCAAUCCCAGGAUACCUCUCGCUCCAUCAAACCGCCGAUCUGAUGACGCUGAAGUGGACACCAAACCAGCUGAUGAACGGAAACACGGGCGAGUUGGAUUAUGAGAAAAGUGUGUAUUGGGAUUACGCAAUGACGAUUCGCCUGGAGGAGAUUGUGUAUUUGCACUGCCAUCAGCAAGUGGACAGCGGUGGCACGGUGGUUUUGGUGAGCCAGGAUGGGAUCCAGAGACCUCCGUUCCGGUUUCCAAAAGGCGGUCAUCUCCUGCAGUUCCUCACGUGUCUGGAAACAGGCCUUCUGCCUCAUGGCCAGUUAGAUCCUCCUCUGUGGUCUCAAAGAGGAAAGGGAAAGGUUUUCCCAAAACUGCGUAACAGGAGCCCGCACGGAUCCUGCGAGUCAUUCUCUGACAAAGAUGAAGACGAAGCAACCGAUUAUGUUUUCCGGAUCAUAUAUCCAAGCAGUCAGGAAUUUGUGGCACCAGAGUUGAUGGAUCAGAGUGUGAAUCUUUGGCAGCCCGUCCCCAGAAAAUCCUCCUGUUCCUCCUGCUCACAGAACGGCUCAUCGGAUGGAGGUCUUCCCAACGGAUGCAAUCACGAUAGGGCGCCGCUGAAGUUACUCUGCGAGACCAUGAAACAUCAGAUCAUUUCUCGUGCUUUCUACGGCUGGCUGGCGUACUGUCGUCAUCUGUCCACUGUCCGUACCCAUCUGUCAGCCCUGGUAAACCCAAACAUAGUUGAGCCUGACAUUCCCUAUGAUGCCAGAGGUGGGCUGUCGGCAGAAGUGUGGAAAACAUUUAUACAGGACAGUACUGCGUUCGAGGAAGAGGAGCUCCUGCGGCUGGUUUAUCAUGGCGGUGUGGAACCGUCUCUGCGUAAGGAGGUUUGGCCAUUCCUGUUAGGACACUACCACUUCACCAUGAACCCCAAAGAAAGGCAGGAGGUGGACGAGCAGGUCCGAGCCUGUUACGAGCAGACCAUGAGCGAGUGGUUGGGAUGUGAGGCCAUCGUGAGACAGCGUGAGAAAGAACAGCACGCCGCUGCUCUGGCUAAGUGUGCGUUGGGUGCCAGCGAAUUGCGGCAGGACUCCACCAUCAGCACCGAUUCUCAGAGCAGCUCAGAGAAACAGAGUCGUGCGUGUUCUCAGAGCGAAUCCAACAACAGCACUCAGCAGGUUUUUGGCUCGGUGGAUGAAGUCGACCCAAUUGAAUCUGAGCCGAAACCAAAAGAUGAGAAGCCACAGCCCAAGAUCCCAAACGGAACGAUUCCAAACUGCACCAGUUCUCCGGAUUCUGGCCAUCCGUCAUCUCGUAACUUCUCCGUGACGUCUGCCCUCUCAGACAGCUCUCCGUGCACAGAGGAGACGUCCGCGCCAGAGUCCGGUCCCAAAACAGCUCGAGAACCGCCGACAGCAGAACUUAAAUCUCACAUCCCCUCCGGUUCUGACCCGGAUGAGAAGCAGAGAGAAAACAGCUCGAGGGUUCAGGACGAAGCGAAAGAUGCUCUCAUCUCACCGACGAAGAAAUCAGAGGUGGAGCUGAGUAAACCUCAAACGUCUGAUGCUGAAACUCAACCGGCUGGAAGUGUAGAGAACACCAAAACAUCAUCUGAAGUAUGUGAAGCUGCGACAGGAUCAUCGCAUUCAGACGACGUUAAGGGAGAAAACCAAACCGAGGUCGAAGAGUGCGCACUACCCCAGGAAGAAAAAACUAAAUCUGAGGCCGAGACGGGAUUAGUUUUACAAGGAAAAGAAAACCAAGACGCAGAAGUGAUCAAUACACAGUCCUCACUGGAGGACAAAGACAAACCCAAAGCUUUGGAAGAACACGGAGCCUCCGGCUCAGAGAUGCAAACGUCGGCCGACGAUUCUGAACUUUCAUCAAAACCGACGGAUCUACACGCCAGCAACAUCACCACACCACAAUCUAUCGACUGGGAGUCCGAUCACAACAGAGCCAAAUCCAUCGUCAAACAGUUGACCGGAUCUGGAUCAGAAAGCUGCUGUCUCCUCACCUCGCUAUCCAAACAAUCUCCAGACAUGUCAGAUGACUCCCCGUCAGCUCUACAGAUGGAAGAGAUCGCGUCCUCUGUGGUCUUCAUGUCUUCAGAGAGCCACACAUCGAGGGUGCCCCUCAGCCUGAGCCGCCCCAUGGUCCCGUCCGGGGGGAUAUCGAUGGGAAUGCCGGCUUUGGAGCUCUGCACGGAUCCGGGCGUCAACACCAGCCCCGAGGAAACGGAAUCCGCGCUCUCUGAGGAGGAAGCGGAGAUGGAGAACUUGUUCCCCAAACCGGACUCUCUGGCAGUCACGGGGGAACACAAGAAUGAUGUCGCGUCUCCGGUGUCGUCUAUCGGGACCACUUACUCUCAGGAGCUGGUCGACCUGUACACACUGAAUCUCCACCGGAUUGAUAAAGACGUCCAGCGCUGCGACAGAAACUUCUGGUAUUUCACUCCGGCCAACUUGGAGAAACUGCGUAAUAUCAUGUGCAGUUACGUGUGGCAGCAUCUGGAUAUCGGAUACGUCCAGGGAAUGUGCGAUUUACUCGCACCGCUGCUGGUCAUCCUGGAUGACGAGUCCAAAGCGUUCAGCUGCUUCACUGAACUCAUGAAGAGAAUGAACCAGAACUUUCCUCACGGAGGAGCCAUGGACACACACUUCGCAAACAUGCGCUCCCUGAUACAGAUUCUGGACUCUGAGCUGUUUGAGCUCAUGCAGCAGAAUGGAGACUACACACACUUUUACUUCUGCUAUCGCUGGUUUCUCUUAGACUUCAAGAGAGAAAUGGUCUAUGAUGACGUGUUCUCUGUGUGGGAGACCAUCUGGGCGGCGCGUUACGCCUCCUCUGAGCACUUUGUACUGUUCAUCGCUCUGGCAUUGGUCGAGCUGUAUCGAGACAUCAUCCUGGAGAACAACAUGGAUUUCACAGACAUCAUCAAGUUCUUCAAUGAAAUGGCCGAGCAUCAUGACGUCCCGAAGGUUCUGGUGAUGGCUCGAGAAUUAGUCCACAAGGUCCAGAUCCUUAUUGAGAAUAAAUGAACGCUUUCCCGUGUCGCCCUUCCGUGAUGCAAUGUUAAAAAACUUUCAUUUUCCGUCAUUGAAACAAAACUCGAUUGAAAUAGAUGAGAUGUUGUUUACGUCUGUUCUCAGUAAGCGCAGGGUAAAAAAAGAGAUGUUAUUUAAAAAUACAUGGAGAAUAGUUUUAUAAGGUUGUGAAUGUUACAGAUGGCUAUAAAUAUUUCAAAAAGAUUAUCUAUGAAAGUCAGUUUAUGUGACCAAAUGCGAAAACACACCCUUUCUGAUGCACAUUUAGAUCGAUUUCGAUCUAAAAGCACAAAGUAUUGAAAAUAAUGCUGUAUAUUGAUUUAUUUUUUAAAUACGCGGAAAUUAGAGAGGGUUGAUAAUCAGUCACAAUCAUUUUGGUGAAGGUUUAAAGUUCAAGUCACGAUGUUUGCACGAAAGCUUCGUCUGCGAAAUCAGACAGUAAAUGUUGUCAGAUCAGCAUUGACUAAAAACACUAUGUAAAGUAAAUGAAGCUUAAUGUUAGAACAGUUUAGACUUUUGCAUUUCAACAUGAUUUUCAUGAUCAUUUCGUUGCGUCAUAUGCACAAAUCUUAAUUGUUUUCUUCAAAAGCUUCAUUCAGGACAGCUCACCCAAAAAGUUCAUCAUUUAUAAACCCUCAUGUCAUGUCCAACCUGUAUGACUUUCUUUCGUCUGCAGAACACAAAAGAAAUUAUUUAAUAGAACGUUGGUAACCAACCGACAUCGAGCCCCAUUGACCUUCAUUGUAUAAACACUUCUCAUUUCGUAAAAUAUCUUCUGUGUUUUGGUUUUGAAUGACUUCGGGGUGGAUAUAUGAUGACAGAAUUUUUGCUUUUGUCUUUGAACUAUCCUUUUAAACGUUCUUUUAUUUUUGGUAUGACAGGGAUGUCAUGAGAUAAACACAUUAACUGUAUCAAUCAGACUUUCACGAAUACGUUGAGCUGCUAUACAAUGAAGUACCUCACUCAGUGAAGCAACUUUACUGUAAAAAAAUCAAUCACCAGAGAUACUUUCAUGUGUAUUGAUCUUUUUGCCUUACGUUUCUCUGUUCAGGGACGCAUGCGGUGGCCGCUUGUGUCACAAAGCCAUUUGGUGUGUGUAUGUGUGUGAUGAAGAGUUUUAAUUUGUAACAAAUAUUCAUAUAUAUCUGAUGUAUGCUAUAUAGGUGUGUGUGCGAGAGGUCUGGACAGAUGUGCUCUGAACUACCAGCAGCCAAACAUGUAUGGUUGUUCCAUACUUUUAGCACUUGUUGGAUUUGAUGUGAUUGUGGUAACCUGCUGAAACAGUAAUUCCGACUGAAUGUUUAAAGUGCCAGUGUAAGCAAAACUAAUUUUCCCCUUCUGAUAUGCCAAUUUCAUCUCUUUAUCCGUUCUCUUUGUGUGAAUUGCUGUUUUAAGCUCUGUAUCAUUAGCUUAGAUUGAAUGAUACCGUAUGUAGGUCACAAUAUUACAAUAUGUAAACAUGUUUGCCGUGUGCAUUGUAAAAAAAAAACAUGAUGAUGAUAAAUGUAUUUGGCUCACAGCCACAGUGACACGAACUGCUGACACAAAAGAUUUGUUGAAUUUAUUCUGGAAACCUAUAUAUUUUUUAUUGUACUCUGUGAAGCGACAUAGUAUACUGUCAGAACUGCGUGCUGCAUAUGAUAUAAUCUGUAUUAUAACAUUUAAUAAAUGUGUGUGUUGAA
Messenger RNA from Triplophysa dalaica, 5844 nucleotides. RefSeq names its product small G protein signaling modulator 1b (gene sgsm1b). NCBI's taxonomy places the organism in Eukaryota, Metazoa, Chordata, Actinopteri, Cypriniformes, Nemacheilidae. Gene Ontology annotation, biological process: activation of GTPase activity. Gene Ontology annotation, molecular function: GTPase activator activity. The record is from RefSeq and is a predicted model, not a curated record. Bases 326 to 4156 code for a protein of 1276 amino acids. The transcript has 25 exons.